AUGAGAGACAGUCGUUGAUUAGACGUAAACCAAAGCGCAUCAAAAAUGGAAAUUCGCUCACUUGUGAUCGCAAUUUUAAUAAUUGCAGUUACUAUUCUUCAAUCUGGAGAGGCAACAAAAUGUUAUGUAUGCGAUUCGCGAACCAGCCAAACUUGUACAAGCGGGCCUAUGGCGAACGAAACAGUAGAAUGUCCCCCUAAUCUUAAUUGUGGCGUUUGUAAUUAUAAAUUGGGUAACGGCACUACAAUUCUGGCUCGCCUUUGUGGGUACGUGGAAAUUCCUCUUGUACAACCUUACCGAGUAGAAAGUGGAAAUUGUAAAAUGUGUAGCGGAGACUACUGUAAUGCGGCUAAUAUGAUAAGUAUCAGCAUGGCAACAUUAGGGUGUCUCGUAUCGUUUUGGGCGAUUCGAUUUGUUCUUAAAGGUUCUUAUUAAUUUAUCUAUUUGUAUUAUAAUAUUAUAUCAUACGCCCUUAUAUAAAAAAGAAUAAUGAAUAGAGAGCUCUACAUUGUUCUUCUAUUGCAUUCAUACUAAUUAUUAUAUUACAUAUUAAUAUGUAUGUCAAAUAUACAGCUAAAAAUA
This is a messenger RNA of Nylanderia fulva, 582 nucleotides long. The record is from RefSeq and is a predicted model, not a curated record. Lineage: Eukaryota; Metazoa; Arthropoda; Insecta; Hymenoptera; Formicidae.